GGAAGUCAAAGGUCAGCGUAACCUGCAGGAGGCUGCAGCUCCGCAGCUCCACACGGACCGGGAUGGAGACCAGGAUGGAGAGCAGGUCCCUGGACCUGGACCCGGAGGGGGGCCUGAAGGAGCUGGUCCUGAGGUGGUUCACCGAGACCCAGGCGCCCCUCAUCCUGCACAACGGGAACUUCCCCGACUGGUUCCAGGGACUCGCCGCCAGAAAGGAAGCUGAGGAUCUGCUGAGAGAUAAGGCUCUGGGCUGCUUUCUCAUCCGCCUCAGCGAUAAGGCCAUCGGCUACAUCCUGUCCUACAGGGGCCAGGACCGAUGCCGCCACUUCGUCAUCACCCAGAGUCCCGGCGGGGAGUUCGUCAUCGCCGGAGACAGCCAGCUGUUUGGGAGUCUGGCCCAGCUGAUAGAGCACUACAAGCUGAGCCCCAUCGAGCCGUUCGGAGAGGUCCUGACCUCCAGCUGCUGCCAGGCCGACACCGGUGAGCUGUAUGACAUGGUGAACACCAGAGGGAAGUCUGGUGUCAGUGUCCAGGCUCUCCGGACAAUGUGGGACCAGAAAAAAGAUAAUCAGGGCGAAACUGGAAAAACCCAAAAGUUCCCGCAGGAACCGGUCCCAGCUCAGCCGCCGGUUCUUCCCCCGAAGACUGCGCCCAGGAAGCUGACGGGGACGGUUUCUGUAGACGUGACGUCGCUGCCGCAGGGUUCUCCGGUUCCUCCGGUCCCCAAGAGAGGUCUCCCCCUGGGCUUCAUCCUGGGUGGGUCUCUCCCGGAAACGUCUCACUCGAGUGAAGCCCAGACCAGAGGAACCCCAGCCCCAGACCCCAGCAGCAGGGGGUCUCCAGGAGGUCCUGGUCCUGGUCCGGGGGAUCUGCUGAACCAGGUGGAGAACCGGAGAAGGUCUCUGCCUCAGCUAGACAACAGCAGCAUGGAGGAGGAGGAGGACGAGUCCUUCACGGCCUCCAUCCCUCCCAAGAGGGUGACCUGUGUCACCUACUCCCUCCACACCUGCUCCCCCACCGCGCUGGGCUCCAGGUUCCAGCAGCAGAGCCCUGGGGAGGAGCCCCUGAAGUCCAACCCCCUGUACCAGUCCUCCGAGCCUCCUGGGGGGCCUCCGGCCCGGCAGGGAGACAUCACCUACGCUGAGGUUCCUCAGGAACCAGCAGCACCGCCGGAUGGAACCUACGAGCAGAUCCAGGACAAGGGAGCUGAAGCUCCGAGCAACACCUACGAGUCUCUGGAGGACGUGAAGACCAAGAAGAAGUCCACCUGGGGGAAAAAUAAUAUGAAUUGGAAGAAGUUCCUUCCAGACUACAAGAAGAAAUAAACAGGAUAUUUCUCUGCCGGAGUUCCUCAAGUCACCAUGUUGGGUCUCCUUUUAUUUUCUGUCAAGUUCUUUUAAAGGACUUUGCCAUGUAUCACUAGUUUUAGAAAUAAAGAGACUGGAUCACUUCCUGAGUUUGGACCGUAUUUGUCUUUGGGCCAAAACAACGAUUCCCGUCUGCUGCAGCUGUGAAACGUCUAUGUGGACGAUGGUUCAACAUCCACAAGAUCCUCAGUUUGGAGGAUUAGAAGCUGAUUUCAGACUGGACACAGAACAUGGAUGGAUGGAUGGAUGAUGAUAGAUGAUGGAUGGAUGACGAUGGAUGGAUGAUGGAUGGAUAUUGGAUAGAUGGAUGAUGGACAGACUGAUUGAUGGAUGGAUGGAUGGAUGAUGAUGGAUGGAUGACGAUGGAUGGAUGAUGGAUGGACAGACGGAUGGAUGACGAUGGAUGGAUGGAUGGAUGGAUGGAUGAUGGAUGGAUGGAUGAUGGACAGACAGAUGGAGGAUGGAUGGAUGGAUGAUGGUUGGACGGACGGAUGGAUGGAUGAUGGAUGGAUGGAUGGAGGAUGAAUGGAUGGAUGGAUGGAUGGAUGAUGGAUGGAUGGAUGAUGGAUAUAUGUAUAACUCUCUUCAGCAUAAAUAACAUGAUAAAUGUUAUUUUAAUGUGCCCUUUGAUAUUAAAAUCCUGAUUGAAAGUUAUCCUUUACAUGAUUAAGUUGGGAUGUAAAGAACGUCAGUCUCCUGUUUCAUGUUUUUGUCACACAAACAGCCCAGGUACAGUUAAAUUGUGCAUUUGUUUUCUUUUCCACAAUUUUCAGCAGUUGGCAAACGCUUUAUGGCAAUAGCCACUAGGUGGCGCAUGCGCCGCGCAGCAGUCUGUCUUUCUGAAGCUUUUUUUUUAAACAAAACUUUAUUGAAAAUAUACAAACUCUCAAAGAGGAUAAUGGACAAAUAUCAAUUUAAAUGCAAUAUUAUAAGAAAGGGAAAAAAAAUAAAAUAAAAAAAUGGGGAUUUUUGUAAGGAAUACAAAAAACAAAAAAACAAGGCGAUCUAAGAUUUAAAAGGUGCACAUGAAUAACAAAAUAAAUUAAGCAUUUAAAUUCACAUAAUGGAGCAUAGAAAAGGAGAGGAAUUAUUCAAUUAUAAUAACAAAUAACAAGCAAGGUCUAAACUUAUUUUACUUGCAUUUUGGUGUUCUACUAUUUUGAGACAUGUGAAAAAAAUCUUAAAAUCGUUAAUAAAACCCCGGAAUGAGGAUUUACAAUUUCUCCAUUUGGCACAAUGAAUACCCAGUACUUACCCGGUAACAAAAUUAUAUUAAUGAUAUCAGAAACAUAAAAUUCCAAUCCUUCCAUGAAGAAAAUAAUAUGGCUUAAUUCAAAAGGUGGAACAUUAUUCAUUUUAAGAGAUAUCCAAUUGUGUAUGUC
Cololabis saira (Pacific saury) is the source of this 2749-nucleotide messenger RNA. Its product is annotated as SH2 domain-containing protein 7-like. Lineage: Eukaryota; Metazoa; Chordata; Actinopteri; Beloniformes; Belonidae. The transcript has 6 exons. Gene Ontology annotation, cellular component: cytoplasm. The record is from RefSeq and is a predicted model, not a curated record. Bases 63 to 1325 code for a protein of 420 amino acids.